Molecule: messenger RNA, 1406 nt
Organism: Polistes dominula (European paper wasp)
Lineage: Eukaryota; Metazoa; Arthropoda; Insecta; Hymenoptera; Vespidae
Molecular function (GO): calcium ion binding
Source: RefSeq, a predicted model, not a curated record
UCGAUCAUAUUUUUAUGUUGAGAACACUGUAUGGUAUUUAAGGUAGUGCACAAGGUAACUCACAUCAGUCAGUUUGAAUACAACGUUCGUAAACACAUCGUUUUGUAACUUGUCUUCCAACGGUGUUCAUUAAAGUUGUCUUUCCUUUUAUAUUUUUCUUUUUAUAAAUUUUAUUCAAAAAUUUUCAAUUAAAAUCAAACAAAUAACAAUCUCGCGAUAUUUGUAAUAACGCAAAAUCUUUUUUAUCAACGUUAUCGACAUGAAGAACCCAAAGAAUUGGAAAUCAGCUGAUAAUGUUUUCAAAAAAUUUGACAUUAACGAAGACGGUGUCCUGGAUGAACAAGAAUUUAUCCUCCUAUGCAAAGAACUUUUCGAAGAAGAAAUUAUUGAUAAUAAAUGGAGAGUUGAAGACAUUUUUAAAAAGCUUCAUACGAAUGAAGAAAGUGGUUUGAAAGGAAAAGAUUGGGACAGAUGCUUUAAAAAAUGGAUACAACCAAUUGUAAAUCCUGUUAACGUAUUGGUAGUAGUUGAUGUACAAAACGAUUUUAUUCACGGAUCAUUAGCAUUACAUAAUUGUAAGAGUAAGCAUGAUGGUUAUGAGGUAAUAGAACCGAUCAAUAAUAUAUUGAGCAAAGUUGAUUGGAAUAAAGUUGUUUACACAUUGGAUUAUCAUCCUGAAAAUCAUAUUAGUUUUUACGAAAAUCUUCAUUUACGAGAACUUCAUCCAACGUCUCAAAUUAAACAAGAAAAAGCUGUAUUAUACGAUAAAGUAACAUUUUUAAAACCACACGUAAAACAAACAUUAUGGCCGAAACAUUGUGUAAUGGGCACACCGGGAUCAGAAUUACAUCAAGAUUUACAUAUAUUACCGAAAUCUAUACAAAUAUGUAAAGGUCAAAAUCCAGAUGUAGAAGCUUAUUCAGUCUUCACGAGAGAUAAUGAAGAAGCUUGUUCGGAAAUGGAGAGUGUUUUGUCGAAAAUCCAAGCAACCGAUUUAUACGUUUGUGGAUUGGCAUUGGAUGUUUGCGUUAAAGAAACUUGUCUUGAUGCAUUGAAACUUGGAUAUAAGGUUAUCCUUAUCGAAGAUUGUUGUCGUGGUAUCGAUAACGAUGAAAUAAUAAAAGCUAAAAAUGCUAUUGUGAAAAAUGGUGGUUUAAUUAUUAAAAGUGAAGAAGUUUAUACUUUUGUCAACGAUUGGAAACGAAGUUUAAUACUUGCUCAUCAUGCUGCGAAUAAACUUUCGGAAAAGAUUUCUUCUCAAUCUUCUUCCAACUUGUUUAGUAUCAUUAUGUACAGGUCUUGCACUACCAGCCCAAAUCCAUAAAAGACCAGGAUUCAAACCACCCGUCCAAAAAUGUUUUCCUUUUAAUUUCGCAUUUCCUUGUAUAUGCGAUAUUACAUCCUGA